AUGCCUGAACUGGAGAAAACGGUCUUUUACAAAAGGCACGUUGGUUUUACCAGCUCUCCACCAAACGGUUUUCUGAGUGUGCCACACCAGCAGCAGCAGCUGCAAACGCCGAACCUCACUUCAAUGCCAGCAAACACUGUCUUCACUGUCAACAAUAAUCCCCAUCAUUUGAGUGAUAGCGACAGUGACAGUGACAGUGACAGUGGCGAUGAUGAUGAUGACGGCAGUGAAAUUGAAGCCGAUGAUGAUCACUACCCUUAUCGCCGUCAUCAGCCACCAGCGCCUCCGCCGCCUACGCCGAGAGCCAACUCCAAUCUUCUGCUCAGCAGCGGUAACAGUGAAAGGCCCGGACCUGGAACUGCUGUGGUCAAUCGAGGAAGAGGCGUUUCCUACAGCCAAAGCCAGAACUCCCGUUCCUCGGGAGAGGUGGCCACCAUCGCCUGGAUGAUCAUCCUCGGCGAUGGCAUGCACAACUUCAUCAACGGCGUGACCAUCGGGGCGGCCUUCACGCAGAGCAUCAUGGAGGGCAUCAGCAUCUCGGUGGCGGUCGUUUGUGAGGAGUUUCCCCAUGAACUGGGCGACUUUUCGCUGCUCAUCAGCAGCGGUAUGUCGAUGCGCAAGGCGCUGGGCUACAACUUCAUCUCAGCCUGCACCUGCUACCUCGGUAUGAUAGUGGGCAUACUGAUUGGCGACUUCUCCGACGCCACGCCCUAUGUUUUUGCCCUUGCUGGAGGGAUGUUCCUGUACAUUUCACUGGUGGACAUGAUGGGUGAGCUGUCCACCAAUCUAGAGGCGGCCAAUCGAAAGCGCGGACUAAGAUUUACCGCGCAAAUGCUCAUUCUCCAAAAUUUGGGCAUUCUCAUUGGCGUGAGCAUCAUGUUCAGUUUGGCAAAGUACAGCGAUAAAAUUAACUUUGAAGGUUUAGUGCCGCCUAAAAACUCUGAUAUGCCCUUUACAGAAUCGUAG
Rhagoletis zephyria (snowberry fruit fly) is the source of this 966-nucleotide messenger RNA. The record is from RefSeq and is a predicted model, not a curated record. NCBI's taxonomy places the organism in Eukaryota, Metazoa, Arthropoda, Insecta, Diptera, Tephritidae.